AUGAUUCGUCCUCCUCCAUACAAGUUUUCUCUGCUCCGUGUUCAACAGCUCUCCCCGUGGCACCUGGAAAAAGAGGACAGAGAGGAGCGUUUGCUCUCCCGGGAGAUGCGGCGAUCCAAUCCCAGGAGGAUAGAUGCGCCACCCCCGAUGCCCACCAACAUCACCAUGGACAUCACCAGGCAGUGCAUCUUUGUGGAGCCCCUGCCCGUGCCACCUACCACACCCACUUCCAGCAUAACCACCACCCCUGCCCCCACCACACCUCUGGCCCCGCCAGGGGAUGCCCCGCACAUGAAGGGCGAGUACCCCAAGGACCUGUUCUCAGUGGAAGACAGGCGAAGGGGCUGGGUGGUCCUCCAUAUCCUGGGCAUGAGCUACAUGUUUGUGGCGCUGGCCAUUGUCUGCGACGAGUUCUUCGUGCCAGCGCUGGGCGUCAUCACCGACAGGCUCGCCAUCUCGGACGACGUCGCCGGCGCCACCUUCAUGGCCGCCGGCGGCUCGGCGCCCGAGCUCUUCACCUCCCUCAUCGGCGUCUUCAUCUCGCACAGCAACGUGGGCAUCGGCACCAUCGUGGGCUCGGCCGUCUUCAACAUCCUCUUCGUGAUCGGCAUGUGCGCGCUCUUCUCGCGCACGCUGCUGCACCUCACCUGGUGGCCGCUCUUCCGGGACGUGUCCUUCUACAUCCUCAGCUUGCUGCUGCUCAUCGUCUUCUUCCUGGACAGCACGAUCCACUGGUGGGAGAGCGUCCUGCUGCUGCUGGCCUACGUGGCGUACGUGACGUUCAUGAAGCACAACGCGGAGCUGGAGCAGAUGUUCAUGGAGCAGCUCAGAAAGCACCAGGGCAUCGUCACCGCCAUGGGCAUGGAGGAGCCGGAGAAGGUGAAGCCAGCUUUGCAGCGUGGGGGAAGUACUGCAUCACUGCACAACAGCACUAUGAGAAACACCAUAUUCCAGUUGAUGAUACACACCCUAAAUCCUCUGGAAGAGACCCAAAAGACCCAGCCGGGCUCUGUCACAGUGCAGGUGACCCCACCACCUGAGCCCUCCACCUCUCAACCACCUAAACAGGAGGACAAGAAAGAAGCAGAGAAAGAGAAGGAGGCUGAAGAUGCUGAUUGUUCAGAAGACAGUGAUGAGGACAGUGAUGAUGAUGAUGAGGAUGACAGUGAUGAUGACGAUGAUGAUGAUGACGAUGAUGACGAAGAUGAGGAUAGUGAGGAUGAAGAAGAAGAGAAAGAUGAACCACUCUCGUUAGACUGGCCUGAUACGGAGCGUAAGCAGGCCACCUAUCUCUUCCUGCUGCCCAUAGUCUUUCCCUUGUGGCUGACAAUACCUGACGUACGCCGACCGGCGUCAAAGAAAUACUUUGUUGGGACCUUUUUGGGCUCUAUCAUGUGGAUUGCUAUAUUUUCUUACCUCAUGGUGUGGUGGGCUCAUCAGGUGGGUGAGACCAUUGGCAUCUCAGAAGAGAUUAUGGGAUUGACCAUCCUGGCGGCGGGCACCUCCAUCCCUGACCUCAUCACCAGUGUGAUAGUAGCACGCAAGGGCUUGGGCGACAUGGCUGUGUCCAGCUCUGUGGGCUCCAACAUUUUUGACAUCACAGUGGGGUUGCCCGUGCCAUGGUUGCUGUACUCCCUGUCUCACGGUGGCAGUGCUGUACCCGUCAGGAGCAACGGCCUCUUCUGCGCCAUCGUGCUUCUCUUUCUUAUGCUGCUCUUCGUCAUCAUCUCCAUCACGGCGAGUCGCUGGAAGAUGAGCCAGCGCCUGGGCCUGAGCAUGUUCAUGCUCUACUUCCUCUUCCUGGUCCUGAGUGUUCUCCUCGAGAAGCGCAUCAUCCCCUGUCCUGUCUCUGUCUGACCGGUCUGACCGCACCAGGAGUCACCGGGCGACGUCUGUCCACAACAUUAUGCUAUUGGAAGUUGAAUGAUGGGACGAAACGUCUUAUUGGGCAUCCAUUACAAGAACAGGACAGUGGCACUUAUGUACUGAAUGGCUGUGAUCUCACACCAGCAGUCAAUAAAGCCAUAAAGGAGAGAGACAUUGUGAGAGAGCAAUAGCUGCUUCUGAAUCAGAGAAGAAAUGCGUGAUCACUAUUGUUGGCCUUUGAGCUUACUGAGCAUGCUGAACUGUGACUUCUGUUUCUAUAGUACAGAGAUCCCAUUAAAGGUGGUUUGGAACUCAGAACUUUUUGAGCUGGACAAAAGUGUCAGAGAAUAGUUAACUCACACGCACAUACAUACGCACACACACAAUCUAGACAUGGUCGAAUCCAACUGAAACUAAAUACAAACAUGCAAGUGAAGGAAACAUGCAAGGAAUUCAGGAUUGGGCACGGUUGUCUACUUUCUCUUCAAUGUUACUUUCACCACUUGUCAAAAACAUGUUGUCCACAGCUAAUGCUCUGUGUAUGGAAACAGACACGGGGGCACACUCUUGGGGCAGUGCAUUAACUCUUGUGAAGUUUAUUAAGAUCAACUAUAGAGAGACUUACUGUAUGUGUCCACCAUAAGAGUGCCUUCCAGCAUCACACUGUGCUUCUGCGACAGUUUCACUCCCAAGGAUCAGACUGGUGUGUAAUCUGUUAUAUUCAUUAUAUUGAACACAGGGUUAUGGAGUCCCAUUUAUAGAUAUUGUUGUUAUUCCAUUCCAUUUGGUUGUUUAAGGGAGCUGUUGUAUGUUUAGUAACUGCAAGCAGAGAAAUUAUGUAUGAAAUAUUUAUACUCAUUUAGCACAGAUUUGGAGACUAGUCCUUUGGACAAGAACCGAAAGACUACUUCUGCAUAUACUGAUCUGAGUGGUAUAUAUACUGUUGUGAAUGUUGUGUUUGCUCCAUAUACCCAGUGUUGAAAUCUGAGAAUAGAGACAUGUACAGUUCCAUGUAUGGCCUAAAGGUUCUUCCUGGCACCAGAACACAAAGUUUCUUUUUGGCAUGUUUGUACCCAUGACCUGGUACCAAACAGUGACCUUAAAAAGAAAGAUAAAAUAUGUGGAAAUGGAAAGAGAAAGUGUGGCCUCUUCACAAACCUUUAAGGGCUUUUUGAAUCUCAUCUCAAGUGUGUUGUUAAGGCAUUUUCAGAGCUCUCGAUAUAAAGCUAUCACUCACCCAAUAUAAGCCAUCGCUUGGUUGACAAUAUACAAGGGAACAGUAAUGUGACUUGUCAAGAGAAAAUGUGUUUGGGUUAGGAGUAUUAUGACUAAUGCAUUUUGAGGGAAAGAUGACUAUUAGAUUGAUGGCAUAUUAGAAUAAUAUACACUGUCCUUAACAAAUGAACAGUUUGUAUCUUUUUUGUUAUUGGGAGAAAGAAUCUAAUUA
Sardina pilchardus (European sardine) is the source of this 3313-nucleotide messenger RNA. RefSeq names its product sodium/potassium/calcium exchanger 1-like. Gene Ontology annotation, molecular function: calcium channel activity; calcium, potassium:sodium antiporter activity. Gene Ontology annotation, biological process: intracellular calcium ion homeostasis; calcium ion transmembrane transport. The coding region runs from base 1 to 1857 and encodes 618 amino acids. Gene Ontology annotation, cellular component: plasma membrane. The transcript is spliced from 8 exons. Lineage: Eukaryota; Metazoa; Chordata; Actinopteri; Clupeiformes; Clupeidae. The record is from RefSeq and is a predicted model, not a curated record.